UUUUAAAAUAAUCAAAAUGAAGCAGGUGGAAAUAGUCACACAGCCAUGGGGUCAUUUACAAUAAAGGAGGGAACAUCAUUCAGCACUAGUUUACAACAAAGAUCAUCACCUGUCUUCAAGGUCCUUGCCUUCGAUAUUCAACAAAUGAUAAAUGAAGUCUUUCAAGCAAGUCAGUUGAAAAAUGAAUUUAAGAGUUCUGAAGUUUUGCAGUUCAAAAAUGGCAGUGUUAUUGUGAUAUUCACCCUUGCCUUCACACAGUGGGUGUCUAAUGAGAAAAUAAUUAAUGAAAUGGUUUCAGGUGUUGAAGCAAAGAAAGCCAGCUUUUUGCAUACAGUUAACAUUGAUGUGAAGAGCAUAACAAUCACAGCAACUGCUGAAAAUUUCACUCCAAGCUACUCUCCAACCUCAUCAGCAGAUCCUGUGUUCACUACAAUGGCCCUUCCAACAACUUCAGGUUCAGCAGAACUCACUACCAGCAAAUCCUUAACAACUUCAGUGAACUGUUUCCCUCCUGAUGAACCUUGUGCUGAUACCAUGACCUGCAUAAAAAAAGACUUAUUUUGUGAUGGAGUACCAGACUGCCCAGACGGUUCAGAUGAAGCGGAAAAAAGAUGUGCCACAACUUGUGAUGGAAAAUUUGUGUUAACUGGCUCUUCUGGGUAUUUCAACUCUCUUAAUUAUCCAAAGCCCUAUAAUUCAAAUAUUAUUUGCCGAUGGAUUAUACGUGUGAAUCAAGGGUUAGCCAUUAAACUAAACUUCACCUCUUUUGAAACGCAACAAUUUGGAGAUACCUUGAAUAUUUUUGAAGGGACUGGACAAAGCAAGAUUUUAAGAGCAUCACUACAGGGAACUAAUCCUGGUGUUGUUCGCAUCUUUUCUAAUGAAGCCACAGCAGAGUUUGCUACAGACUAUUCUGAAAAUUACAGUGGCUUUAAUACAACAUACAGCAUAUUUAAUACAAGUGAGCUAAGCAAUAAUGAGAAAAUUAACUGCAAUUUUGAAGAUGGCUUUUGCUAUUGGACUCAAGCAUUCAAAGAUGAUGGUGAAUGGGAGAGAAUCAGUGGACGUACCUUGCCUUUAAUGACUGGUCCUAAUUUUGACCAUACAUUUGGGAACCUAUCAGGAUUUUAUAUUUCAACACCCACAGAACUUGGAGGUGGGCAAGCGAUAGUCCAGCUUUUUAGUUUGCCUUUAGUUCCAGCUUCAGAUCCCGUCUGCCUAAGUUUUUGGUAUCAUAUGUAUGGUGUUAAUGUGUAUCGUUUAAGUGUUAACAUUAUGAAAAGUGACAUGAUAAAAAAGACAGUUUUCCAGAAGGAAGGAAAUUAUGGAAAUAACUGGAAUUAUGGUCAAAUAACAUUAAAUGAGACAUCUGAUUUUCAGGUGAUUUUUGAAGCUCACAAGACACGUGGUCUAAGUGAUAUUGCCCUGGAUGACAUCAGUCUAACAAGUGGAAUCUGUAAAGAAAGCAUAUAUCCAGAACCAACUUUGGUUCCAACUGUUGCUACUACAACUUCACUUCCCACUGACUGCGGGGGACCAUUUGAACUUUGGGAACCAAACACUACUUUCAGCUCUAAAAAUUACCCAAACAACUACCCCAACCAAGCCUCCUGUAUAUGGUAUUUAAAUGCUGAAAAAGGAAAAAAUAUUCAACUUCAUUUUCAAUAUUUUAACCUGAAAAAUAUUUAUGAUGUAGUUGAAAUCAGAGAUGGAAAAGGAGUGGAUUCCUUGUUUCUAGCUGUUUAUACAGGACAAGCCUCUUUUCCAGAUGUCUUCUCUACAACUAACCAAAUGACAGUGUUCUUCAUUACUGACAAAACUGGAACUAAAAAAGGAUUUUUAGCAAACUUCACUACUGGUUACCGUCUUGGCAUGCCUGAGACCUGUGAACACAAUGAUUAUCACUGUGGAAGUGGGGAAUGUAUUCCGCUAGCCAACCUCUGUGACAAACUCAAGCAAUGUAAAGAUGGAUCCGAUGAAGCAGAGUGUGUACGUCUGUUUAAUGGUUCUUUAAGUGUCAAUGGGUUGGUACAAUUCAGGAUUGAGAAUAAAUGGCAUCUAGUAUGUGCAGAUUACUGGACUGAGCAGAUUUCAAACAAUGUCUGCCAACUGCUAGGACUAGGGAAUGUGAAUACAUCAUCAACCAAGUCAUCCAUUGGAGGUGAUUCAUUUGUAAAAAUCACUGAAGCAGAAAACCACAGUGUAAUAAUGACACCAAGCAAACAGUGUCUCAAUAACUUAGUGAUUCAUCUGCAGUGUAACAAUAAACCAUGUGGAAAAACACUGAUAACUCAGAAGAACAGUGCAAGGAUUGUAGGAGGAAAUGAUGCCAACAUAGGUGCUUGGCCUUGGAUAGUCUCACUACAUUAUAAUAACAGACAUCUUUGUGGAGCUUCCCUUGUCAGUGAUGAAUGGCUGGUCUCGGCAGCACACUGUGUAUAUGGGAGGAAUUUAAUACCAUCUAAAUGGAAUGCUGUACUUGGUUUGCAUACUGUUUUGAAUCUGACAUAUCCACAGACAGUAAUUCAAGUGAUUGAUCAAAUUAUCAUAAAUCCCCAUUAUGAUAAGCGCACAAAAAACAAUGACAUUGCUAUGAUGCAUCUUCAAUACAAAGUAAAUUUUACAGAUUACAUACAGCCUAUUUGCUUACCAGAAACAAGUAAGAAUUUUUUGCCAGGAAUUAAUUGCUCUAUUGCUGGAUGGGGUAGAACUACAAAUGAAGGUGCCCCUGCAAGCAUAUUGCAAGAAACAGAGGUGCCUCUAAUAACAAAUGAGAAAUGCCAACAACAGAUGCCAGAAUAUAAUAUCACUGGACAUAUGAUGUGUGCAGGUUAUGACAAAGGAGGAAUAGAUUCCUGUCAGGGAGAUUCAGGUGGACCCCUGAUGUGUGAAGACAAUGGCAGAUGGUUUUUGGCAGGUGUAGUAUCCUUUGGCUAUGAGUGUGCACUGCCCCAUCGUCCUGGGGUGUAUGUCAGAGUCACAGAAUUUGUGGACUGGAUUAAAAAAAUUAUUCAUUAGCUUGAUUUAAAAAUAAAGGAUGGAAAUACAGUUUCAAGGUAAAUGUGGAGGAAAGAAGCAUAUGCAACAAUGUAUAACAAUGUAGCAUUCAACCAUUAAAAAAACUGAAAAACUUGUCUAAACGUAAAUUUGCAGCUGAAAAAGUUGAAUAUCAAGAACUCCCAUCAUGAAUAAAAAGCAUUUCAAAGCAGCACUUUUAUCAGUGAUUCUUACCAUUUUACAUAGAUUGUUAUAUAAUACCUGAUUUUACUGUGUCAACAUUAUUCUUUAGUAACUUGAAAAAAUGUCCAUGCCUGAUACACUAAGGAAGCUUGUAAAACAAAGUCCUGGAAGCAAUACAAAAGAUAAAUUCCAGGCCAAAUAUGUUUGCAGUUUUUAUACUCUCCUUCCCAAUGGGCAUUCUCAUUUCAAAGCAUAGUGAAUUCUGCUGAACACUUCCCACACAUCAAAAUGAGUUUUUACACUCGCUGUUUAAUCUGAGAUCAUGACAGAUUUCAUCUCUCAACUAUUACAAAAAGCUUUGAAACGAGUUUUAUACAUACAUGGUGUGUAAAUCAAUCUGGUUGCUUUAUAAUGGAUAAACUGAUCCCUGGCCAAAAAUUAUCCUGAGUGUAACAAUUCUGGAAUGAAUGCUUUGAAACAAAGGGUGAAUGUUGUGCCUUAUACUUUCUUUUUUGGCAAACAUCCUGGUAUUUACUACUGAACAAACUACAGAUAUGUGCCUGUGUGCAGGCAUAUGCAUACACACAAAAUUCAAAGCUCUUUUUUCAUAAAGUUUAAUGUUCUAAAAGCAUCUAAUGAACAUCAGCCAAUUAUGCAAGUUGAAAAAGAAUGAAGCAAAUUGCUUCCUUGGUAUAAGAGCUGAUUUGGGUCAUCACCCUAGUCGUUUUAAAGCAUUUUUCUGUUAUAUUGGUUAGGGUGAACAGUCUAUUAGAUUUCAAAUGAGGGAAGUAUUAAUGUGCUUCACAGUUCUAAUUUCUUGGGUCCUUCUCCAGAUAUUGUUUACUUUAAAUGUAAACAAAAGUCUCCAUUUGUUAAUCAUUUUAUGUAAGUUUUUUCAAACAAAAUCACUCUAGUGUGAUAUGGUAUAUUUGUUUCUGAUUGUUGGUUGUUAUAAAUUAAUUCAACUCUAAUUAAUUCAUGAAGCCACAUAAAAGUUCAAAAUAUUAUAAAAUUUUUAUAUAGGACUUUGCACUGAUGCUUAUGUAACUGAGUGUUCCUGCAUAACUGAGCCAUAACUGAGUAUAAUGGCUUCUGAAUAAGAGGCUUAUUGCUGUUAAUAUGAUAUACGAACAAGAGUCAAUGAUUUGACAAACAGUCUUUUUUUUUUUUUGCUUCAGCAGCCAAAGUAAAAAUGAUGAUGAUGACAUUUGGUGUCAACCACAAUUUAAAUAUUUCAGAGUUUUCAGUUAUUAAGAAAAGAUGC
Messenger RNA from Alligator mississippiensis (American alligator), 4444 nucleotides. It is a transcript of the gene TMPRSS15, whose product is annotated as transmembrane serine protease 15. The transcript has 26 exons. Gene Ontology annotation, biological process: proteolysis. Gene Ontology annotation, molecular function: protein binding; serine-type endopeptidase activity. NCBI's taxonomy places the organism in Eukaryota, Metazoa, Chordata, Crocodylia, Alligatoridae. Gene Ontology annotation, cellular component: membrane. The record is from RefSeq and is a predicted model, not a curated record. Bases 46 to 3018 code for a protein of 990 amino acids.